Molecule: messenger RNA, 891 nt
Organism: Melampsora larici-populina 98AG31
Lineage: Eukaryota; Fungi; Basidiomycota; Pucciniomycetes; Pucciniales; Melampsoraceae
Exons: 2
Coding region: 1-891 (296 amino acids)
Source: RefSeq, a predicted model, not a curated record
AUGUCCGAUGUCUUCAAUGUUAAACACUUCCACAGACCUGAUGAUGAACCGACUGAUCAGGCUGAGAUUCAAACUGGCAAUCCUACAAGCAAAAAGAAAGGUCCUAGGAAGCGACGUGGACCUCUAGACCCAGCUUUAGAGGAGCUCACAGACGAGUUGGUGUUCAUAUUUGAUUUACAUUGCAAAGAACUCUUUGGGGAUGAUGGCUAUUGUGAAAGUGAAGAUUACUUCGGCCUGGACCAAGCAAAGAAAAUUGUAGAAAACCUUGAUGAUGUGAACUCUCCCGAAGACAUUGAAGAGACUAUGGGGGGUGAUAUCAUUGAGGGUGGUGUGGAUGCUGUUUUUGAGUACAUUCAAGAAUGGAAGACCCGAGAUACAGCAAUUGACUACACAAGGAAGAUGGAAAGGAUGAGAGAGGAAAUUAAAAAAACUGAGGAACAGCAAGCACUGAAAAUCAUUACUUCAGUUGAUGUCAUAUCAACAACAUUUCCAGCUGGUCCUGUUCAAAAGAAAACACGACGAACAUCAGAACAAGUGAAGGCGGAUAAAGAGGCAGCAAGUCGAAAACAUGAAUACAAUCAGCGUUGUAUAGAUUGGAUGAAGUUUGACAGGGUGCCCAAAAGCAAACUUGAUGCAAGAGAGAAAGCUUACCAAGAGAGCUUAGAAAUACCUAGUAGAUUGAUGUCUGAAAUCGGUCCAUCUGUUCCAGUAGAGUCAGGUUUGGAUCCUAAGAGACCUUCACAUGCAGCCAUGUUCAAGAAUCACAUCAUAGAAGCUGGAGUCAAUUUGUUCUUAUGUGACUGGCGAACGUUAUUGAGACCAGCUCGGCCUUUCAUCUUAUUGACCAACUCUGAAAGCUGGAUGCUCAUCAAUUAUCAGCCAGAUGUGUAA